Molecule: messenger RNA, 1083 nt
Organism: Saccharomycodes ludwigii
Lineage: Eukaryota; Fungi; Ascomycota; Saccharomycetes; Saccharomycodales; Saccharomycodaceae
Exons: 1
Coding region: 1-1083 (360 amino acids)
Biological process (GO): cortical actin cytoskeleton organization; endocytosis; septin cytoskeleton organization
Cellular component (GO): cell cortex; plasma membrane; membrane raft
Source: RefSeq, a predicted model, not a curated record
AUGGGAAUCAAAAAGUUUGUACAUUUUUUAAUUUUAUUUUUUAUAUUAGGUGCAGGUUUGUUAACAUUUUUCACAAUCUUGUCCGGUGGUAGGAGUAGCGGAACAUUGGGGAAAUUUUAUUGGUUGGAAGCAGAUACUCAGAAUAUAGGAAAUGCUCAAAAUACUACGAGAUGGACGAAUUAUAUGUCUUGUGGGUUUACUAACGGAAACUAUCAUGAUUGUUCUUCUAGAAUGGCCGGAUAUCCAUUUUCUCCAAGGGAUAAUUUUAAUACAUCCGCAAACUUGCCAAGCACUUUUGUUAGACAUAGAAAAACUUACUACUAUCUAUCGAGGGUUGGUUGGGCUAUGUUAUUGAUUGGAUUAUUUUUCAUUUUAUGUACACUUAUUCCUUCUGUUUUGGCCUUGUGCUUUUCGAUCCCAUCUGUUUUGGUUUGUUCUUCCGUUUUUGUUUGGCUAUCUUGGUUUUUCAUCACCUUGGCAGCAUGCUUACUCACUGCAUGCUAUGUCAAGGGUAGGAAUGCCUUUCAAAACGACAACAGACAUGCUAAAUUGGGUGUUAAGAAUUUUGCGUUUAUCUGGACUACUGUUGCCUUACUAACCAUUAGUGCUUUCUGGUAUCCAGUUUCAACGAUUAUUGCGAAGGGUCAAAGACAAGGCUACAUAUAUGGUAAUAAAAAGAAUACACAGGCACAGAAUUAUGAUUACGAAACUUCUUCUAGUGAGAACAAUGAAAAGUUUACUAAUGACGCAAACUCUUCUGGGUAUCCUUUAGUUGAAAAUCUGCAGGAUAACCAGAUUGCCAAUAACAAUAAUAAUACAGCUAAUAUCAAUCAGCAACCGGCUAACCCAAACACUCGCACUAGUGCUGGCAAGAUCGCUUUCCAAAAAACUAACAGAGACCCUGAAGUUAUAAAGAAGACCAAUAUGAUGAGUAGUAAAAACACUGAUAAUAGUGGUGCUAUUAUUAAUGAUGAGCAGAAUCCUAGAGUUGUAACUACUUAUAACAAUGAGAAACAGAAAUCUUCAGAUUCCAAUAAAAAGUCUUUCCUACAAAAUGCAAGUCAUAACAAAGAUACCUCUUAG